AAGUUGAAUAAGAAAUAUUUUCCUGAUUACCGUGGUCCCUUUAGUGGUGUACAUAGGUCGCCAACUAUCGAUAAUGGCUAUAUGCAUGACGUACAGACAUCCUACAACUUCCCGCUUUACAAUAGUGCGCAGUAACGCACCGGUAGGAGAUGAGUACAUGGCAGUUUCAAGCAGGUUGUAUCGAUUAUUUAUCUUAAUUUGCCCGGGCUGCCAUUUUGACUGCUGUAUGAUAGCCGACGCCUUGAGAAAAUAUCUUUAUCAUCAAUACUCUUAGAGGACGCGUGCAAGCUGCGUGAACUUGGGUGAACUUUCACUGAAACACCUUGGAACGACCUCACGCACCACUACAUGAUGGCUAGUCCUAAAUCCAAUUCCGAGGUCCACAAAAGACUCUUUCUCUAUUCACAUCCUCGGACCAGAUCGAACCUGUUUAUGCGCUUGUUGGAAACCCAUCCUCAGAUGGUAACGAAACAGUACCCGUUCAUGUUUGCCUUCCAAGCUGGACCCGAGGCCCAAUGGUCGGAGGAAAAGAGGGCCCUACGGAUUCAAAGUUCUCAUAUGUCGAAAGAAGAAGCUGAUAAGAAAUCAUACCAGGCAGGCUUAGAUGAAAUGGAAGGGUUGCUGGCAAAAGCCAAUGAAGAGGGAAAGAUUUGUACAAUCAAAGAACACACUGUUCAUCUGUUUGAAUCCAAGUUUGUAAACGCAAACAUCAGCUCUUCUCGCCAUGAAGUGCCUCGACCCGUCAUCGUAGAUCGCAAAUUAGACGUGACAAACUCUGGAGAGGCGGACGUCCCACUUCCUGUUCCCAAUCCUACUCUACUGCCUGACCGUUUACUUGCGUCUAUGUCGCCAAUUAUCAUCAUUCGACACCCUAUAUUCACGUAUACCAGCUAUAUACGCGCAGCAUCCGUAUUUGGGGGUACCGGGAUUGAUUCGGAAUUUCCGUUGAUGGCGACCUACCGCUGGCAGAGGAUUAUUUAUGACUUUUAUCGGGAAUACUACGAUAAAACUGAUUUAGAGGGGAGGAAACACUGGCCGAUUGUUAUUGAUGGAGACAAGUUGGUAGAGGAUACGAAAGGACAGAUGGAGAAAUUCUGUGCAUUGACUGGAAUAGACGAGACCCAGAUUCAGUACUCUUGGAACGCGUCGAAUGAGCCCGUAGAAGGUGUCUAUCGAGCUUUCGUGGGCACAAUCAAGGAAUAAUACCUUCGUUAAGAAAUCUUCGGAACCUUUGAAUGUAGAGGAGUAUGUGGAGAAAUGGACGGAAGAGUUUGAUGAGACAGUGGCGCAACGAUUAAAGGAAGCAGUAGAAGCAUCCAUAGAGGAUUACGAGUAUCUUUUCAAAGCUAGUAUAUGAACAAUACAUCUAUCAUUUGUCGUUGUAGUUGUUAGAGCGUUA
Lentinula edodes (shiitake mushroom) is the source of this 1399-nucleotide messenger RNA. RefSeq lists its product as uncharacterized. NCBI's taxonomy places the organism in Eukaryota, Fungi, Basidiomycota, Agaricomycetes, Agaricales, Omphalotaceae. The record is from RefSeq and is a predicted model, not a curated record. The annotation marks the transcript as partial. The transcript has 3 exons.